Cuscuta epithymum is the source of this 1881-nucleotide messenger RNA. NCBI's taxonomy places the organism in Eukaryota, Viridiplantae, Streptophyta, Magnoliopsida, Solanales, Convolvulaceae. The record is from the annotation of a GenBank genome assembly.
GCCGGCUUUCGGACUCAAAAUUACUGUACUCAGUUCAGACCCGUGCUAAACCAGAACAGUAGAACACGACCGAUGCCCGCCCCCAUCAAUACACUGCCAGAGCACGAGUAAAAGGGACGUCUUCUUCAAUAUACCGAUAUUGCAGACUGUUUUUCUUCCCGCCAUGGUCGCCAUGGAAGUGGACUCUCAGAGGAACACGGUACUCCAGAGGAAGCAGGCCCUCUACAAAUCUUUGGAUGAAACCUUUGAGAUUCAGAAGUUAACGUACAGGGGUCAACAGUACAGCCAGAUUUAUUUUGCUAGACUUCACUUGAUGAGAACUCUCCUUUACUCUCUUCUCCCUAACUGGAAACCGCAUUUGCCUGUCUGUAAUGUUCUGGGAUUAGAGGAAGGGAAAGAGUGCAUUAUGGUUGGGACCCUCUACAAGCACAUGAAGCUUAAACCUUGCGUUCUUGAUGAGUACUCUAAGGGGAGAAAUUCUGCACAGAUUAUACAGAGUCAAACUUUCAUGCAUCCGGAUGAUUCUUUAAUUUUGGAAGAUGAAAGUGGACGAGUCAAACUAAGUGGUAGCUUGUUAGUGCCUUCGACAUAUGUAACAGGACUUGUUGUGGCUAUACAUGGAAAGGAAACUACUGCUGGUGAUUUUCUUGUUGAAGAUGUUUUAGAGGCUGGCCUAGCAGAACAAGUGGAGCGGCCAUUUCAGUUAGAUGAAGACAAGUAUGUGGUAUUCGUCUCUGGUUUAAGAGUUGGAAGCAGCACCUCCAAUCCUUUACAGUUUCAGCUGUUCAUCGAUCAUAUAACUGGACAUUUAGGGGAUGAGAAGGACCAAAACAUUGCAUCUAAAAUUGUUCAAGUGGUCAUUGCUGGAAACUCUGUCGAAAUUCCAAGUGGACUCCUAAAUGGUCAGAACAUCGGCUCAAAAGACCAGUCAAAAUUAUCAGAGCCAAUCAAAGAACUGGAUAUCAUGCUGACUCAGAUUGCAUCAGGCAUACCUUUGGAUGUCAUGCCUGGGCCUAGUGAUCCUGCAAAUUUCUCCUUGCCACAACAGCGCCUACACAGAUGCCUUUUCCCAGGGUCAUCAACAUAUAAUACUUUCAGAUCUUGUACUAAUCCCCACUGCUUUGAGCUUGACAAAAUUAGGUUUCUGGGCACUUCAGGCCAGAACAUAGAUGACCUUAACAAGUAUUCAGAAGCAAAAGAUAAACUUGAAUUCAUGGAGCGCACAUUGAAAUGGAGGCAUUUGGCACCCACCGCACCAAAUACCCUUGGUUGCUAUCCAUAUGAUGAUAGGGAUCCUUUCUUCAUUGAAUCCUGUCCCCAUGUUUAUUUCGUGGGCAAUCAAGAUGAGUAUGAUACUCGCUUGAUCAAAGGCUCAGAAGGGCAGGUGGUGAGACUCAUAGGCAUCCCUAGAUUUGCUGAGACGGGAGUUGCUGUGGUGUUAAACAUGAGAAAUCUUGAAUGCUACACUCUUAGCAUUGGUGCUCAAAUCACCAUUUAACCAGCUGGGUGUACAAAACAAUUUGAGACCGUGAAGGCCUGAAGCAUGCAAUCACCUUGCAGUUUCUGUAUGCAGCACUUCCUCUUGUCGCAUAAAGGAAUCAUUGAAUACAGUUUCUCUUUUGUAUCAUCAGUCAUUUUGGAUAUGGUGCAAUGUAUUCAUUAGUUGUACAACAUGGAUCUCCAAGUCAUGUCUGAUCUCUCCUUGAAUGGUUGGUCUUUAACUUUGCUUGCAAAAACAGGCAACUGAUUGCAUGCAUUCAAAGGAGAAGAGCCUAGUGUGUACAAUAAUGUUUUUGUAGCAUAGGAGACACUAUACAUAUUCAUAUAUUCAAAAUUAUGGGCACUUUCGUACCUAUAAUAAUGUAUACUACGUAUUAAAUU